Molecule: messenger RNA, 3262 nt
Organism: Cinara cedri
Lineage: Eukaryota; Metazoa; Arthropoda; Insecta; Hemiptera; Aphididae
Source: the annotation of a GenBank genome assembly
ACAUAUUUGAUAACAGAUAUUUAAUUUUGAAAAUAUUAAAUUUAUUUAAAUUUUAACACAAACUUUUAUUUAUAAAUUAUUAUAAAUCGUAAUUUUUGAAAUCUCUAGCCUCAUGCAAUAUGGCAAAAGUCUUGGGAGUUCUCAAAACCAUAAGAAAUAACUGGAAAAAGUCCUUGUUCUUUUCUGCGGUUUUUUCGUAUGGUGUAAAUUAUGUCAACGGGAAAUAUGAGUAAGCUGAAGUUUAUUUAUUUAUAUUUUUCAUUUUACUAAUGCAAUUAGAAAUGAAUAUUAUUAUAAUGUACAAGUAUUUGAAAAUUGUUUAGAGAAAUGUAACUAUCAACCUAUGUACCUAGUUUUUUUUAUUGUGUGCUGACAAUUAUAAAUAUGUCUGCCAGUUAGAUUCAGAUUGUUUUUAUAUAGCAAUAAUUAUAUUGUACUAAUCUAAACUGUUUUACAAUUGUAUAAAAUAAAAUAUUACCUAUAACAUUUAUUUUACUGUUCAUUAAUUAAUAAUUUUUGUAAUAUAUUUAUUUUUUGUUUUUACUGUAAUUUAGAACACAUAUGUUUAUGUCAGAAUGCUGUAGAACAGUAUCAUUAUAUGGAAACGAGCCAUUAUCAAUUGACAAAAAACCCAAAAGAGUCACAGUUAUACUGAAUCCUGCCGCUAACAAAAGGUAUUUUUGUCACGUGAUUAUUCUUUAUUAAUUUAACAUAUAAUAACUAUAUUUAAUUUUGUUUUAUUUAGAAAUGCUAAAUCAGAUUUUGAAAAAUACUGUGCUCCAUUAUUACAUUUAGCUGGAUAUUCUGUUACAGUUCUUACAACUGAACGAGAAGGUGGAGCCAGAAGUUUAGUGGAAAAUCUAAUUAGUGAAACGGAUGCUCUAAUUGUAGCUGGAGGCGAUGGCACUCUAUCAGAGGUUUUUAUUUCAAUUUCAUAAAGCACAAAAUUUGUAUAAUUUAUUCUUACCUCAAAGAAAUGUAUUUGAUAAUUUCCAUUUAUAUCCUAUGUCAUGCUCCUACAAUUAAUAGAAAGAAAAUGUCAUAAUAUAAAUAAAAAGUAAUUAAUUAUCAAUGACUUAGAAUUUGAACAUAGCAAAAAAUCUAUUGGUUUUAUUAUGAUGUGUAUACAAUGUAGUAACUUUUCUAAAACAAAAUUUUCUCUAGUUGGUGCAUUAGAGAGAUCAUUUUUUGAUUUUUCAAGGGGUUUUCAAAAUAAUUGGGAAAAACCAAAAAGAGAAUUUAAAAAGGCAAAUAUUUAUGACUCUUUAUGAGUAAUUUGUAUAAAACCCAUUUUGGAAUAUCUAUAUAUUAAUAAUUAUUAUAAAUAUUUUUUAAUUUUUACUGAAUGUAAUUUUGAAUGAUUAUUCUACUAAAUUAGAGGUUUGGAUAAAUUCAUUUAGAUUUUUGUUAAAGUGUUAUAAAACACUUAUUAAUUGUAAUUAUAUACAAUAAUUAUAAUACAUAGAUUAAAAUUAUUUUAUUUUUAUUUUCAGGUAGUAACUGGUUUGUUAAGACGUUUAAAAGGAGAUACAUCUCACACAGAACAUUUGCCAAUUGGAAUUUUACCUCUGGGACGCACAAACAAUAUUGCACGACGUUUACUACAACCUCAGGACGAUAAUCAAGUGCAUUUUCUUACUAAUGCAACAAUGGCUAUAAUAAAAGAAGUUAAUUCUCCAUACCCUGUAGUAAAAAUUGAAAAUUUAAAGGUCAUUUAAUAAAUAAAUAAUUAAUACUGAUUAUACAAUUUAAAUUUAAGAUGUUGAAAGGUAUAUUAUUAAAUAGUUAAUAAAUACUUUUGUAUAAUAUUAACACAUUUGCUGCAUAUGUUUUGUGGUUCUUUUCCCAUUUCAUACCGCAUCAUAUAAAAGGAAAACCACUCUAAUAAUAUAAUAAUCAAACAGCUUUCAGCAGACAUGUAAAACAAUAAACCAUUUACUUUAAAUUUAUAUCAGACAGUAAUUAGUGUCACUGUAUGAGCUGAAUGACAUCAAUUGGUGUCAGAGUUCAAUUAACAUGUUAUCUAUAAAAAAGCAUAGCAAAAUAAAAUAGAAAUAAUAUUCAGAAUAUAACAAAUUAAAAUGUAAUAUUUGUAUGUGUACAUUUGUUUAUUUUAAUAUUUUUUAAAAUUGUAUGCACAUUGAUAAAUUAUUUAAUAUUCGAAAAUAAUUAUUUAAUUUACUCCUUCAAUUGUACAAUUUGAUUGGAAAUUUUUUAAAUUUUUUUAAAUUAAAUGAAAUUAAAAACCAUAUUUUUAAUUUUUUUUUUUUUUAAGAUGAAAGUAAAGAUAUUUAUUAAUAAUUGAAAAUAAUUAGAAUUUUUAAAUUUUGUGUAUAGAGCCAGAAUCCAGAAAAAUGUGUUUAUGCUUUAAAUAAUAUUGAAUGGGGUGCAAUGAGAGAAGUUAAAGUGGCACGUGAUCAAUAUUGGUAUUUUGGAAAAUUCAGGGAUUUGGCUGCUUUUGUGUUUGGAAAUAGUUGGCUUAACUAUACAGUAGAUGCUGAGUUGGAAUACAGUCCGCCAUGUUCCGGUUGUAGUAAUUGUUACAAAAAACAAAUUGAUUCAAUCAAUAAGUCAUCAAGUUUCUUUUCUUGGAUAAGUAAAAUUUUCUCGUUUAAAAAAAAUCCUGGUUAGUAUUAAAUAUACAAUAAUACAUAUUUUAAAUUUUAAAUUUUAAAUUGUAUUCAUUUGAUUUAGGUUACAUAGAUUAUUCAAAAAUAGUCAAUCCAGAAUGUAGUAAUUAUUCAAAGAUGCCCAUUAAAACGUUAAAUGUUAAUAUUAAUUUAGAUAUUGGACAAACUCCUGUUUUAAAAAUAAAUGUUGGUCCUCAACAUAUUUCUUAUGCAGAUUUUAUAAAAGAAGGUUAUACAAAAUUUACGAACAAACCUAGUGAAAUUCAAAAUUCCUUUAUAGAAGCUAAAGAAAUAACUUUAAUGCCCCAAAAUGAAGAAGUAAAAUAAUAUGUUACUAAACAUGUAUUUAUAACUAAUUAUAUAUAUAUUAAAUUUAGGAAGAUAAAUGGCUGUCAAUUGAUAAUGAAGACUAUGAAGUUAAGCCGAUGAAACUGACAUUAUUACCAAAUGCAGUAUAUUUAUUCAAACCCGAUAAUUUAAUUAAUCAAAAUCAGGCCCAAACAAAAACUGAUCCAGGAUCUAAUAUGUCUUCAGAGAAGUUUAAUAAAUAUGUUGGUUUAAAACAAUUUAUUUAAUAAAACAUUAUUAGUAAUGACUAAAACAUUUGUGUUCUGUUAUGUGUAUGAUUAUUU